Baudoinia panamericana UAMH 10762 is the source of this 2225-nucleotide messenger RNA. RefSeq lists its product as uncharacterized. Lineage: Eukaryota; Fungi; Ascomycota; Dothideomycetes; Mycosphaerellales; Teratosphaeriaceae. The transcript has 2 exons. The record is from RefSeq and is a predicted model, not a curated record. Gene Ontology annotation, molecular function: RNA binding. Bases 257 to 2212 code for a protein of 651 amino acids.
AGGGUAAAGGCAGAGCUCCGCUUCAGCAGCCUAUUGGCACGUAUGAUGGCAUGAACCCGCCACAUGCCAUCGUGUAUUUCACCACCGAUAUGGGCCAUGAUAAGUUCCAAGGCUCGCAUUAUCUUCGCGUCGGCUUCUCCAAGGACGAGUUCCAAUGCUUCACGGAGAUGGUGGAGGUCGUGAGUGUAGUCAUUUCGCAAUGUAUCCGAGACACCGCUGACAGUAGCAGCUCGGCUGGGACAAGCAGUCCUUAGGUAUGAAGCAGACCGCGCCGCCAGACGGUCACCGUCGCGACUACUACAUCUGCUUCGAUGACCUUCGCGACACCAGUCACGCUCAAGACGCAGCGCAAUCAGCGCAGCUCGGCGGUCCGAUCAAUUUCAUAUCACAGCCUGAGUACGCUGCUGUCCCAGACGGCGCAGUUGCCCAAAACAAGUCUUCCUUCUUCGAUGGGCAAGUCAAGUUUCUCGUCUCGUUUACUGGAAAGACCCCUGACUACGAUGGCGAGAAGGCCUGCAAGGUCGUCAAGGGCGAAGCUGAGAAAUUUGGCGAGCUGCUUGCCUUCAAGCAGGAGGAAGUUGCCGCCUGGCCCAACCUUGAGUUCCGUGCCGAGUACUUCAAGGUCACAGACGCGCGCAAGGCGCUUAGGGAGGCUAGCAAGGACGGUCCGCUCAUCGUAGGCAAAUGGGUGAUUGUUGCCGAGGAGAUCCAGCUGCUCGAGCAUAAGAAGCCAACUGCCAAGGGCUUCAUCUUCGGUGAUCCCGCCAAGGUCAAGGCGUCGGAGUACACGGUCCUAGCAGUUCGCACGCCGCCCACGGAAGACCAAGCGGGUGAAUGGGUGAGCCCGACCGGUCGCACCACUGCCUACUACGACGAGAAUGGCGAGAUGGCGCCUGGCAAGCCUGCUGUCAUUGUCCCGAAGGUUGGCAAUGGCCAGGCUGUCCUCAUCUCGCCUGCAGGGGUCAACACUCCAGAGCGCGGGCAGCGUUGGUUCUCGGCCCCGUCCCCACACACGCCGAGCCCCUACGUCGCACUUGAGCCACGCAGCGAUUCUUGGGAUGGGCGUGUCGAAUACUACCAGCGUACUCCGCACUCCGACACUAUCAGCGGCCCGACAGCCGUGGACCUUGUGAAGAUUGAGAAGGGUUACGAUGUCCGCACUACGGUUAUGUUGCGCAACGUGCCGAACAAGAUGCAAGCUAGAGACCUCAAGCGCAUCAUGGAUACCGUGAGCUUCGGCAAGUACGACUUCUCGUACCUCCGCAUUGACUUCAGCAAGAACACCAACGUCGGCUAUGCGUUCGUCAACUUUGAGGACCCGGCGGACAUCAUCCCCUUCGUCCAGCACUGGCGCGGCAGACGUUGGAUUGAGAAUCACCCGCGCACUGCGGACAUGUCGUAUGCCACCAUCCAGGGCCUUGAUUGUCUCAUUGACAAAUUCCGCAACUCGUCCGUCAUCGUGGAGUCGCCCGAUCACCGUCCCAAGCUCUGGUUCACAGCGCGUACCGCGUCGGCGGAUAAGCCUGAGGAUAUUGGGACGGAGAUGGAGUUUCCCCCUGUCGACAACCCCUCCAAGAUGCAGCGUUCAAUGGAGAAUGCCCGUCAUGUCGGCCUUUACCAGCCGCAGUCUGGCCACGGCAGCCGCGAGCGCAGCCGUGGCUCUCAAUUCGAUCGUGGCACUCCGGCGCAGAUGCGCGAGGAGGCGUACAAUAACACGUCGCCGCUCCACCAGGGCUAUCAGUACAACAACUCCUACGCCCACAACGGCUUCCAGGAUCCAGCUUAUACCAUGGCCCCGCCGCAGUUCUUCCCGAAUGGCUAUCCCAUGGGCUACAACCAGAACAUGAUAGCACCAUACUACAAUGGCGUCAAUAUGCAAGCUCCUGCCUAUUAUCCAAACGGAUGGUCAAUGGAGCCAUUCGCUGCCGCCUACCAGCAGGGUCAGCAGCACGGCCACCAUAAUGGCUUCAAGGCCCCUCGCUUCGUGCAGGGUGCGAACCCCACGUUCGGCAUGGGGCCCGGCACUCCAGCCUCUCGUCGUCGCAACGUCAGCAACGGUAGGCUUGGCGGUCGUCCGAGGCUUACAAUUGCGGCCGCCGGAUCUGCUCAGGGUCCGACAGGCGGUCCUCAGCUCCAGAUUCUCACCGAGGAGGACAUCGAGGGCGGCUACAACAACACACCCGGUCCGCACUACUACCCCAAAUACAAGUGAGCAGCCUACAAGC